Molecule: messenger RNA, 6084 nt
Organism: Rotaria socialis
Lineage: Eukaryota; Metazoa; Rotifera; Eurotatoria; Philodinida; Philodinidae
Source: the annotation of a GenBank genome assembly
AUGCAAGUUGAUGCUGCACUCUUAGGCAGCAACUUCGGCGACAUGACAGCUGCAACUGAUGGAAGUGGCGAAACUACAUCGUCUGCAACUACAACACAAGCAAUUCAAACAACAAUCACAUUUACCGAGCCUCCAUCUGCUCAAACAUCCGUCCCCACUGGAACUGAGACGACAACAACUGCAGCCACCGGUACAGAAACAACAACAUCGGCGACCACUGGAACUGAAACUACUACAACAGCAGCCACCGGUACAGGAACAGCAACAUCGGCGACCACUGGAACUGAUACUACGACAACAGCAGCCACCGGUACAGGAACAACAACAUCGUUGAUCACUGGAACGGAAACUGCGACAACAGCAGCCACCGGUACAGAAACAACAACAUCGGUAACGACGGGAACGGAAACUCUGACAACACGAGCCGCUGGUACGGAAACUAGUAUAACUGGUACCACUGGAAGAAGCAGAACGUCAACAAUGACGAGUGAAAGUCAAGCAACGGUGACUGGCGCCAUUGGAACAAGCAUAACACCAGCAGGGACUACAGGAACCGAAGCUACGACAGGAUCUAGGACGUUGACAAGUACUUCGGUGACGAUGCCGGUUGUUUCCACUUCGACGUUGACAAGCACGGUAGCCCUCACGACAACAUUUACUACAGGUCCAACGACUACUACGAAUUCAAUAGUGUGUACGUCGAGUGAAAAAACUGUAUCUGGCUGUGUGUUGCUAGUGAACUCAUCAAGUUUUUGCAAUGCUUCUACUCGUGGGGUGGAAAGUAUCGAGAAAACAAUAACAUGCAGUAAUGGUAGUCGCACGGUCGAAGUUGCUGUGAGUGCUUGUAUUCCGAUCUGUCCAGUGACUGAAGUUGCUUUCAAUUCAACACCAACAUUAGUAAAUCUCAAUAUGCGGGUGACACCAAUAGCUCUCCCUUUCCCAUACCAAUAUACAAAUGAGAAUAAUGUUCACAAGGUUCUCUUUGUUACGGAUAAAGGCUACAUUACACUGGACAAACCACUUUACGCUGUUGAACCAUCGGAAAAUGGACUCCCGGACGUGCCGUAUAUUGCACCGUUUUGGACAAAUCUACUAUACGUGAAUCAAACCAUUAUUCAACCAACAAUAUAUACUGGUUUGUCUAAUGGUACAUCGGAAUGGAAGGCAGUUGUGGAUACGGUGAACAUUCUGCAGAAUACAUUGAUUAACGAAGAGGUUGCAGUUUAUCGUGUUGUUAAAAUAAGAUGGCAAAAUUUGAUCACAAAUAUGGAUAGUACCACUUCUGGUAGUGGAUCAUCGGAUUUCAAAAACAUAAUGUUCGAUGCAUAUUUGAUCAAUGGACCUGGAAGCGGUUUUAAUGUAUGGAAUUCUUACCUCCGUUUUGAAUAUUACAUCAAUACAACCAUUGUAACUCCAAACUAUCAGCCAGUAGUUAUCGGUUAUCAUACUGAAAAUGCUACGUCACAUAAAUCUAGUGUUUCAUUCACGAAUAAAAUUACUGAUUUCAUUUCAAGUACUCGUAUGUUACGAAAUUAUUUUCUAAGUUCAAAAAUACUUAGCACCUGUGAAAUAUGGUAUUGGCAACAGCACACAGAUAUCUUAUUCAAACGAUCCGAUAAUCUCACAGCUGUUAAACGAAAUCCAUGCCCCUGCUCAUAUCAACAAGCGCUAUCAGACUUUAGAUUUUAUCAACUAAAUAGUGAAAAUCGUUACGAACAAAGUAAUCGAAUUUCGUGUUUUUUUCCAGCAAGUAGUUUUGUACAACAAGCGUCAAGUGCUAAAUCUUAUCAACAAUCAUGUUGUUAUGAUACCAGCGUAGGAUCGUUAAUUACAUCUGGCCAGUUUGCUGGAUCUGUUCUUGAUGCUGCUGCUAUAGAAUCAUUACGUUAUAGUUCAGGCCAACCACAACGUAUUAAAGAACGAGAUGAGUGUUGCAUAGUAAGUAAUGGUACUGUUGACUGGUCAACAUGGUGCAAUUUAUAUUAUGAACUUCGACCGCCUAGCACAUGCGAUGGAUAUCAACCGCCAUCACAAGCUUGGUUUGGUGGUGAUCCGCAUAUACAAACAUUAAGUAAUAGUGAUGUUAGUUGUAAUGUAUUUGGCUCUUUCAUAUACGCUGAAACAACGAGUACAGCUAAUAAUUCAGCAAAUAGUAAUAGUACUAGCACUACUUCAACCAUUAUUAAACCAUUAGUAAGCAAUGAAUUAUUUUCAAUUGUGGCUCGAACUAGUAAAACUCCAGCACUUUUACAAGUGACUAAAUUUUUUAAUCAAGAUAUAACCUAUUUUUCAUCGUUUUCAAUGUAUCUUGGAUCAAAUCGUGACUUAAUAAUUGAUGUUGAUAUUGAUCCAUCAAAUAAUUAUCAAUUCAGCGUCAAUUAUUUAGUUAAAAGUGAAAAUAUUACACAAAGUCCUUUUCACUCGUCGAAUGAUUUUGUCGAAUAUUUCUAUUAUCCAACAUCAUUAAAUACGUCAUCAGAAAUUAUGUUUUCAAUCAUUCAAGAAAAUCAAUCAAUAUCAGCAAUCAAUUGGAAUACAUUUACUUCUAACAAUAAAAAUGUAUCCACACAAAUUCAAGUACCAAGAUUAACUAUAUCGACUUGGUCGGGUUUGGCUAUGCAAUGUUAUCUUAUAGAAAAUAAUAUGGCAUGUACAUUAUUGUUGCCACACAAAUACGAUGGUAAUGUUCAAGGUCUUGUUUUUGGUGGCGUCACAAGUAAUGCAAAUCAAUAUUGUUCGAAUUAUUCACUUAUACCAAAUGCAGCUGAACAACAAGCAUUACAAACCAACGAUACUCUAUCAUGGUUUAACACUGGUGCAUCUAGUUCAUAUCAGACUUAUAUCAAUACUAUAGCAUGUCCAAUGGCUAAGACACUACCAACAUACGGAUUUUGUGUGCAAGAUACAAUUCUUUCUCAAUCAUCUCUUUUAGGACAACUAACUGUGAGAAGUUCCACGGAUUACCAAGUAGCGAAUGCAUUUCUUAACACAAACCCUCCAAAGGUAUCAUUAGUAUCACCGAUAUCAAUCGAUGCGCCAUAUACUUAUUUGUUAACCAUACCAUAUACGAUGACAUUCACCAAUAAGUCAAAUGCAAAUAUUAAUGUGCAAGUUGAUGGAAAUUCAUCUAUGAUCGUUCGAAUACAAGAAACAAAUACUAGUAUCCCAUAUAAUUGUAGCUGGAAUAAUACAUUUUACUCUUGUAAUUUCUUAUAUGCCAAUGAUAAUAGCAAUCUAAUCGAAUUAACCGUGAUUGCAACGGAUAUAGUUAGCAAUUUAACUACUUAUCAAAAAAUUCAAUUAAUUGUAAAUGAAUGUGUUGACGGCCAACCAAUAUGGAAUAAUCCAACUAUGUUAUCAUCAUCGGUUUAUGUCUUAUUUUGUAUUUGUAAUGAACUUGCUGCUGGAGAUUAUUGUGAAAGAUCAGUUAGCUGUAAUGAUAUGACCGCAUGUAUAUUAAAUUUUGCUCCAAAUAUAAAUUGUAUGGCUGUUCUAAAUGCAACUCUGAUAAAUUCGACACAAACACCAUAUCAAUGUAUAAAUUCAAGAACAAAUGAGUUUUGCUCGAAUAAUUCCGAAUGUUGUAAACGAGGUUAUGCAUUUAAAACUGACGUACAACAAUGUUUAUUUCAGCCAGUUUGCAAUAGUACUCUAUGCGGGCUAAAUAAUACUUGUCAAGAUUCUGAAAUAGGAAAUAAUCUAUAUGUUUGUAUAUGUAAAGAAGGACAGAUUUUUGAUGGCACAACAUGUAUUCAAGAGAAUGUUUGUAAUAGUGGAAUUGGUAUUUUACCGUGUACCAAACCAUUUCAAGUGGCUAAUAAUGUAGGAAUUGAAUGCCAAUGUGACUGUCCAGUUGGUUUUACAAAUUCAUCAGAUGGUUGCAUACCACCAUCCACUGUCACUUGUGAUAAUGUAACUAACGUCUGUACUGACUCAUCAACACCAGGCAAUCCUUUCUGUCGAUUCCGAACAUUGACCUACAAUAAUAAUACCGGAACAUGCCGAAAUAAUUUGUGUACAGACUAUUGUCAAAAUGGUACUUGUUCGUCGGAUACAAACAGAUAUACGUGUAGUUGUCCUCCGGGCACAAGCCUUGAUUAUGCAUUGAAUUGUGCUGUUUGUGACAGUGGAUCAGCGGGUCCGAAUUGUUCAUUAGUAUGUGAUUGCGAAUUUGGUACAUGUAAUGUCAAUGCAACUGGUGCAGCUAAAGUAUGUUCUUGUGCACCAGGUUAUACAGGUCUACGAUGUGAUGCAUAUAUUAAUUAUUGUGAUCCAAUUGAUGACAAUUGUAAUGCAACUGUAACAAAUCGAGUUUGUCAACUAGCACCAACUAAUCGUGAUACAAAUAUUUCAAGUAAUGCUUACAAUUGUAUUUGCCAAACUGGAUAUGAGCCAGCAGCAGGAAGCAACAUUUGCAAAGAUAUUAAUGAAUGUUUCCUGGCAUCUAGCAGCGAAAAUAUUUGUCCAGAUUCAACAACACAAUGCGUCAAUACUGUCGGUUCAUAUAAAUGUGUUUGUGAUCCAGGUUAUACAAAAGCUAAUGCAACAAAUACUCAUGCAUGUGUUGAUAUAAAUGAAUGUACUACGAAUGCUUCUACAUGUGCAAAAUUCCCAAAUUCGUAUUGUAUUAAUCUUGUACCGUUCUAUGAAUGUCGUUGUGAUUAUGGUUAUGCACCAAGCGGUGAUUAUAAUCAAAUUUAUUCAGCUUUGCAAGGGAAUCAAGUGUGUGAAGUUUAUGAUCAAUGUGCUGCUAAUAGUAUUGAUUGUGGUGGUGGAAUGUGUUUUCAAAAUAUGCUUGCAAAUGGUUCAUUACCUACCUGUUAUUGUAACAAUUCAUUAAUACUCAUCCAAAUAUCAUCUGGAAAAUAUGAUUGUGUUUGUUCAUCUAAUACAAAUUACUUUAGUGGAGGCAUAUGUAUACCUCGACCCAAUCCAGGAAUAGGUCUCGGAGGAGGAUCAACAUUUAUUAUUAGGAUUAAUUGUGAUAAUAUAAGUAGUGUAACUGAAGAAAUAAUGCGAAGAUUUAAUGAAUCAUUCGCCUAUCCAUAUACAAUCGUAAUUAAAAAUAAUGGAUCAACGUGUGACCAAUCGGGUCUAACUGAUUUCCUAUUCGAAAUUACUACUGCGGAUAAUAUAACAGUACAAAAUACGGCUUUCCAAAUACUUGAUAAUAUAACAACAAACCUUUCAGUUGGUAUUUACAGUGUUGGUAAAUGUGCAAAUAAAACAGUACUGGUACAAAAUGUCACAGCAUGUUUUCUGUUGGACCUAUGUGAUUUAUGUGGUGGAGCUGUACAACGUGGUGCAUGUUUACCAUCACUUGGUGUGAGCAAAUGUCAAUGUUUCGCUAAUACUGCUGAUCCAUCAAGCCCAUAUACCGGUGACUUUUGUUUAGCAUCAGCAUCGCCAGAGUCACUUUCAUCAUCAAGUUGGAUACCUGUUGUUGUUGGAGUUUUAGCUGGUCUCGCCGGUAUAUUCUGUGCAAUUACCUGUUGCCUAUUGGCUCUAGCUGCUUGGCGUCGUCGACGACGACUUUCACCUAAAGAAGAUGAUUUACGAAUUCGACGUAUAUGGCAUUUACCACGAGCACAAGUACCAACGACGGUUACAGCUGAGAAUAUUCAAACAUAUUUAAAUAGUACUAGUUUAUCAAUAAAUACAACAUCAAGUAUACAAGACAAUUCAACAUUAGAUAACGAUCGUUCAACGUAUCGAACAAAUUAUGAAUAUGAUGGAAAUGCAACUGCAAAUAGUACAUUUUUUAAACAAUUAGACCAAACUAUGGGUACAAAAUUGCGCGCAACAAUCACAAGACCCGAUAUAAGUGCAGUUUUAUCAAGUUUACCUGCUAUUUCAAAAUCACAUUCUAUAUCGUCGUCAACAACAAUUCCAUCGAUUAGUGAUGAUCCUAUUGAUGAGCUUGAUGCUAUUAUUGAUGAUGAAGAUUUAACAAUGACAUUUCAUGAUCCAUUGGACGAUCUUUUUCAAGAUAAUGAAAUGCUUGAAGUUAUUAAUCCCAAUCUUGCAUUGCCACGUCCACAAAUGGAUUCACAACCAUCAGGUCUUUUUUCUUUUUUUAACUGA